This is a messenger RNA of Histoplasma mississippiense, 1929 nucleotides long. RefSeq lists its product as hypothetical. Gene Ontology annotation, molecular function: ubiquitin binding; ubiquitin protein ligase binding. Gene Ontology annotation, biological process: ubiquitin-dependent protein catabolic process. Gene Ontology annotation, cellular component: nucleus. The record is from RefSeq and is a predicted model, not a curated record. NCBI's taxonomy places the organism in Eukaryota, Fungi, Ascomycota, Eurotiomycetes, Onygenales, Ajellomycetaceae. The transcript has 5 exons. Bases 1 to 1929 code for a protein of 642 amino acids.
AUGGCGCCAGCAAGGCCUAUACUGCUCCGGUUCGAAAGCCGGAAUGGCCAAUUCAGGUUAACGGUGAACCCGACAGACGAAUUUCCAUCCCUUUUGCCAAAGGUGCUGGAUAACCUUCCCAAGAAUACCGCUCCCCCGUCUAUCGUACUUUCGAACAAGCCUAUAGGGACUGGAGGACAGGAAAGAAAUAUAUCCACCCUGAAGGGGGUUACUAUCCAACGGGUUGGACUAUCCCACGGAGACAAGCUUUUUAUUGGUUAUGAAGAAGAGACCGCGGUGGUAAACGGCAGCUCGAGUGAGCAUCCUUCUUCUAUCUCUAAAUCGCAGAAUGCACCCCGUCGCCUGGACGGUGUCGCAGUGCGGCAACAGGAACAAGCUCCCCCUGUCCCAACACCAACGUCCGAGACCCUUAUUAAGAAUCCGUGGGAGGCUGUUAAGCAGUCACCCCUCGAUGAUCGAUUGGAUCGAAAAGACGGAAAAAUAAGUCGUGGCCUUGAUCACAAAAUGUGCAGACAUGGACCGAAAGGCAUGUGCGACUAUUGCAUGCCCUUGGAGCCAUAUGCACCCGAGUAUCUUGCGGAGAAGAAGAUAAAACACCUCUCGUUUCAUUCAUAUCUUCGGAAGAUAAAUUCGUCUACCAAUAAGCCGGAAUUAAAGAGCUCCUAUAUACCGCCUCUCUCAGAGCCUGACUACAGGGUGAAACGAGACUGCCCAUCCGGUCAUCCUGCUUGGCCAGAGGGCAUUUGCACCAAGUGCCAACCCAGCGCAAUCACGCUGCAGCCCCAGCCAUUCCGUAUGGUCGACCAUGUUGAGUUUUCUUCCCCUGAUCUCAUUAAUUCUUUAUUGGAUUUCUGGCGAAAAUCUGGAACUCAACGACUCGGCUUUUUAUACGGAACAUACGAGGAGUACACCGAGGUCCCACUUGGAAUAAAAGCUGUCGUCCAAGCAAUCUAUGAACCACCACAAGUGGGUGAAGUAGAUGGCGUGACGCUCCAUGAAUGGGGUAACGAGAAAGACGUUGAUGAGGUUGCCAAAUUUUGCGGUCUGGAGAAGAUCGGUGUUAUUUUCACAGACCUCCUGGACGCCGGAGCUGGGGAUGAAAUCGUUUUUGCGGCACAGCUGCAAGCAAGAUACCCCAAAGCAACGAAAUGGAGUGAAACGGGCCGGUUUGGAUCGAAUUUUGUCACAUGUGUGCUUAGCGGAGAUGAAGACGGUGCAAUUUCGAUUAGUGCAUACCAAGCAUCUAACUCCGCAGUUGAAAUGGUGAAAGCAGAUAUAAUUGAACCUUCUGCAGAUCCCGGCGUUAUGCUCGUGCAACAGGAAAACCACUCUGAUGACGAUGCGAGCAAAGCCCGGUACAUCCCUGAGGUGUUCUACCGCAAGGUCAACGAGUAUGGCGCCAACGUCCAGGAAAAUGCGAAACCAAGUUUCCCCGUCGAAUACCUCCUUGUCACUUUAACCCAUGGGUUCCCAACUGAUCCUGAUGUUAUGUUUAACAAUUCGACUUUCCCAAUUGAAAACCGUGAGGUCAUUGGGGAGAGCCAGGAUUUGAGAAUGUUGGCUGAUAAGCUUGUAUCACACGGCGAUCCUAACAAGACGAUAUGUGGUGUAUCGGACUUCCAUCUCCUUUGCUUCCUCAAUAGUCUCGGGAUCUUAAAUAAGGACGAAGAAUUUCUUUUGUGCACCGUUGCGCGAUCUCACGAUACCGCUGAUGGCAUGCAAUUAAUUAACACAUCCGGCUGGGCCACCUUGGUUACAAUCCUUCAGGAGAGCGGUGAGCGGCCCCCCAAGCGUUCUUGGCCCUUCCAGUCACAAACAUUUAUUUCUUCCCAUCAACGUUCAAAACAUCCACAAGCCCCCAAGUCGGAACAUCCCCAAUCGGAUAGUGAACAGCUUGCUAAGAGGUUUAAGGGGGCUAGCUUAGGAUAG